AUGCAACGGCUGCGGCUCGACAUAUCCGAAGCCUUGCUCACACCUGCCAUCCGCGAGCAGGGCCUGGGCAGGAGCUGGUUUUGGCCCAGUCCCGCCGCCGUGACCAUCGCCGACUUCGCCCGUGAGGUCCAUGUCCACUUCCAACUCGACUGCCCGGGCGGCCCCGAGGGACUCCGACUGGUGCUGGGCGGCUACACGUUGCCGCCGGAUGGGCCCGUGGAUCUGCUUCGGGAUGGAGAUCUCAUCGCUGUACAAAAACUGUUCCAACCGCGAGCGCUUCCCCCAGCGUCGCAGUAUAAUAGAGCUGCGCGGCCUGCAUUGGCAGCUGCACAAAAGGGCCCCCAGCUGCUGCUGCUGCAGCACCAGGGCGGAGCUGGAGCCGCCGGCGCUGCCGCCCCUCCCGGCGGCGGCGCUGCCGGAGCGACAGCGGGCGCGCAGGUCGGCAGCCCCAUCGGCAGUCUCCCUAACGGUACCGGGGCCGCCGCCGUCGCCGGCAGCGGCAGCGGCAGGAAACGCAAACGGGCACUGGCGCAUGGCGUAGGGAAUGGCGGUGGUGUCGGCGGUGACGGAGCAGCGGCGGCGGUGGUGGGAGGCACCACGGUACUGGGCGGUGCAAAUGGAGCUGGAGGUGGAGGAGGUGAGGGUUGCCAGCAGCGCGUGGGCGAGCAGCCGCAGCAGCAGCAGCCGCAGCAGGAGGGGGAGGAGGAGCUGGGGCAGCAGCACGCAGCCAAGGGGCAGUCUACGGCGCUGGAACCGACGGCUGUACAACCCGCAGUAGCAGCAGCAGUAGCAGCAGCAGGUCCAAGCACGGGCGCUGCUACAGCCGGCGGCGAUGCCGGGCUGGUACGGCCGGGCUCCCUGGCGCAUGGCCACCUCGAUGGUGGCGGCUGUGGUGGUAAUCGUGGCGGUGGUGAUGGGUUUGACGGGGCCGGCGCGACGGCAGCCCACGUGGACCCUGGAGCAGGUGAGAUGGCGGCGGCGGCGGCAGAGGCGGCUGAUGGCGGCGGAACAGACGCAGACGGAACGGAGGCGGACGCUGCAUUGACAUCGGCGGAUGGCAAGAAACGUGCAAGUCGUAGCGCGCGGCGCAAGGCCGCCAAGCGACGUCUGCGGCGCAGCGGCGUGUUGCCGUACAAAGGGUCUAGUUUGGCUGCGGGUGCUGGAGCCGGUGGGGGUGUGGCGGGCGGCGCCCGGGGGGGUCCGGGUGGCCACCAGCAGCAGCAGCAGCAGAUGGGGGCCCCGGCAGCCGGACGCGGGAAGAAAGACAAGGCGCAGAGACAGCAGCAGCAGCAGCAGCAGCAACAACAACAACAACAGCAGCAGCAGCAGCAACGGACAGGGGAUGGUAAGGCCGCGCAGCAACAACAGCAACCGGGUUUGCAGCGGCGAGGACAGCAGCAGCAGCAGCAGCAACAUGACCAACAGACCUCAGCCAUGAUGGCAGCUGCACUGGCUGCAUCCCCUCUGGACCCCAACGGAACCCUGUCGCCAUCCGCGGCCGCUGGCUACACGCACUACGCCGCCCAGUAUUGCACGGCCGCAGCCGCCGGCGGCAGCGGUGGCGGCGGCGGCGGCAGUCGCAGCAUUGCCGCGGCUGCAGCUCCGGCGAAAGCUCCUGCUACUGCGGGACCACUUGUAGUACAACGGCAGCAGCAGAAACAGCUGCGCGGCGCUACCACGGGUCUACGUGGGGUACUAAUGAACGCGGCGGCGGCGGGGGCGGCAGGGAAGCAGACAACCCGUCCUGCGGCUACAAGCUCCGAGACCACAACCAGCAGUAAUGGUGACAGCAGCAGCAGUAGCAGCGAAAACGACAGCAGCACUAGCACUAGCACUAGCAGCGAAGAGGAAGACAGCGACAUUUCCUCCGACGAGCCGCCAACCCCCGAGGACAAGGCGGGUGCUGGGGCCGCCGCGGCAACCGCUGCUGGUACGGUAGCAGCAGCGGCGCCAGCAGCGGCCUCCGUGGAGUACGACAGCUUGCCUGCCGUACAGGGCCCCGUGGCGAGUGGGGAUAUAUUGGCCUACAAACUGCUGGAGAUUGGACUAGACAUGUGCCCCCGGGUGUCCGGGUGGCGCCAGUGCCGCGUCGUGGCAGUGGACUCCUCGACGGGCUCCGUGGUUCUGGAGCCGCACCCUGACCCACGGGUCCACCCGCUGAGGAAGGAUCUGGACGAGCUGCGCGCCCGGAUAGCCGCGGAGUCCGCCAUGGCGGCGGCGGCUGAUGGCGAUGGUGAUGGUGAUGGGGCAGCCGCCAUCCGUAAAGCCAAAGGCUUAAGCGGUGCCGGCGAAUUGGAGGAGCACCUGGAUUGGGAGUCCCUGCCCUUCCCGACAGAGUACGACGCCGAUGGCCUACUGAUGGUGACGUUGGACCGUCUUGCGGAUGUACGACGAGUCGUACAAUCCAGUUCCAUGGCAGCAACAGCAGCAGCAGCAGCGGCGGCGGCGGUGAUGCCGCCGUCGAUACUUCCGUCGGCAGCAGCAGCUACAUCCAUUUCAACGCCUGCGCAAGCGGGGGCGGCAAUCAUGUUGACGCCAGCCGCCGCCAGGGGCCGAGCAACGUCCGCGGCGGCCACGCCUGCUACAGCGGCGCCUGCAUCCGGCGCCAAGCGGCCUGCGACACGAUCUCUAACCGCCGCGGGACCGGCGGCCAAGACACCGAGACCAGCUCCGCAGCCUGCAGCAAGACCCUCCGGCGGCGGCGGCGGCGGCGGACGUGGAGGGCCGUCCGAGCCCCGCGGCCCUCCUGCAAGCCGAACCUCCACUCCGCGGGGGCCGCAAUGGGGAACACCUGCCGCUGCUGCCUCCGGCGCACGGAGACCGCCGCCAGCGCCGCCGCGGCGAGGGCCUGCCGCCGCCACAGCCGCGACGGCGGUAACAGGAGUGGCGGCGGCGGCACAGCCCCGCGGCGGCGCUGCCCAGGGAGCACACCUGCUGCCGCCGGGAUCCGUCGUCCCGGCGGUUGGAGGUUGGUCUGAAAUUGCGGAGCAGAUGCGGCAGCGGCGGCUGGAGCUGGCCGCCGCCAACACGCCUGCUAGCACGCCGCCGCCGCCGCCGCCACAACGGGCUGGCGGCUCUAGCACUUCUUCCGGCGCGGCAGCGGCGGCGGAGCUGCAGAAUCGGCGGCGGGACUGGCAAGAACAGCCGCGGCCGCCGCUGAUACCGCAGCCGUUGGCGGGUCGAGGGGCUGAGCAGCAGCAGCAGUGUAAAGAACCAAUUGAGCUGCGUCAGUCUGGUACGGGUACUGCAAAUACUCGUACGGGUACGGGUGCGGGUGCGGGUACGGGAGGAGCUGCUGCAAGGAGGGCGGAUGGACCGCCGCCUGUGCCCGAUGUCACUGUGCCGCGCUUCUGCAAUGGAAGCGCUGUAGCGGCAGAUACAGAGGCGGCGGCGGUAGAUGGGGCACAGCUUGGUGGGGUGGAAGCGGCGACGGCGGGGACGGCGGCGACAGCAUCUGUCGGAGCGGCUGUACGAACUCCCGGGGCGGUGAAACCGCGCGGCGGAGCGCGUCGUGUUGCUUUGGGCCCUAUGCUGUCCUAUUUGCGCAGCAGCGGCGAGCUCUGA
This is a messenger RNA of Volvox carteri f. nagariensis, 3564 nucleotides long. RefSeq lists its product as uncharacterized. The record is from RefSeq and is a predicted model, not a curated record. NCBI's taxonomy places the organism in Eukaryota, Viridiplantae, Chlorophyta, Chlorophyceae, Chlamydomonadales, Volvocaceae. Bases 1 to 3564 code for a protein of 1187 amino acids. Gene Ontology annotation, cellular component: Cajal body. The transcript has 12 exons. Gene Ontology annotation, molecular function: U2 snRNA binding; U1 snRNA binding. Gene Ontology annotation, biological process: spliceosomal snRNP assembly.